AUGGCCUUUGCCCGUGCCACUGGCAUCGUUAAUCUACUCCAAAGGGAUCAGGUUCGUGGUGCCACCCUCAAGGCCAACGGCCAAGCAAGAUUGCAGGGCCGUGCAGGCAGUGUUGCCGCCACGAACGCUGCCGAGGACUAUACCGUCGAGGUCAACAUCGGCUCUCCGGGCACCUCUUACACUCUCUCGGUCGACACCGGCUCUUUCAACACGUGGGUCGGUGCGGGCAAGUUGUUCGUGUCCUCUUCCUCCACUGUUGAUACCGGCGAUAGUGUGUUUGUUUCCUACGGCUCGGGCUACUUCGAAGGUACCGAGUAUGAUCCCUGGGCAACAGGAUUUGCCGGUGUUGACGGUAUCAUUGGUGUUGGCCCUGUAGAUCUGACUGAGGGCAGAUUCGGAAACUCAGACACGGUUCCCACUGUCACCGACAACCUUUGCUCUCAUGAAGUCAUAUCCGAGCACCUUGUCGCGGUCUCGUUUGAGCCCACGAAUGGUGAGCCCACCUUUGGUGGAACCAACUCCUCGAAAUACACCGGUCCCAUCGCUUACACGUCUCUCACGAUCACUUCUCCUGCUUCCUACUAUUGGGGCAUCGAUGAAUUGAUCGCCUAUGGCUUCGAGACCAUCUUAGGCAAUACCGCUGGUAUCGUCGACACUGGUACCACCCUCAUCCUCAUUGCUAGUGACGCCUACAGCGCGUACCAGAUUGCUACAGGCGCAAUCGAGGAUGAUAAUACCGCAAGACCUGCCAACGCCCAGAUCUGGCCGCGCUCGCUGAACAUCGCCAUUGGUGGCUCCUCGAGCGAUAUAUACCUCGUCGUCAGCAACAUCGGCAGCCCUUUCGGCGAGGGCUUCCACUUCAUCAACGCCUACACCUUCCUGGAGUGGUUCUACUCUGCGUUGUACCCUGGCAACAGCCGCGUUGGCUUCCCGACGACUUCAUACACGGAUGCUACGACCAACUAG
Sparassis crispa is the source of this 966-nucleotide messenger RNA. Its product is annotated as Polyporopepsin. The transcript is spliced from 14 exons. The coding region runs from base 1 to 966 and encodes 321 amino acids. Gene Ontology annotation, molecular function: aspartic-type endopeptidase activity. NCBI's taxonomy places the organism in Eukaryota, Fungi, Basidiomycota, Agaricomycetes, Polyporales, Sparassidaceae. The record is from RefSeq and is a predicted model, not a curated record. Gene Ontology annotation, biological process: proteolysis.